AUGGUGCAGGAGAUGCGACUACGUGAUGGUUCUUGUUUGUCAUCCCCAGAGGCUAUUCAUGCUAGGGCUGUGGAAUUCUUGAGUGAUUUUCUGAAGGCAAGACCAAUGAGGGCUACCCCAGAUUUAUCCUUGUUUGUGCAGAAUGUCAUUACAGAAGAGGAAAACAACAUUCUUCUUCAGUUCCAUUCAAUCCAAGAGGUUAAAGAGGCUAUUUUUUCUAUUCCGGAGGAUAGUAGUCUAGGCCUAGAUGGGUUUGGGUCUAGAUUCAAUUGUUCGUGUUGGGAUAUUGUGGAGGCUAAUGUGGUGGCCGCAGUUCAGGAGUUCUUUAGUGGUGCCCCUCUACCCAGAUUGUGCUCGGCAUCUUACAUUGUGCUCCUUCCAAAGGUGCCAAGCCCUACUAGGUUUGACAAAUUUAGACCCAUCAAUCUGUGUUCUGUGGUUUACAAGGUCAUGUCCACUUUUGGUUUUGGCCCUCGGUUUUGUGAGUUGAUCCAACAGUGUAUUUCUACUCCUUGGUUCUCUGUGGUUGUGAAUGGCACCAUGAAAGGAUUCUUUCCCAGUGGGCGUGGUUUGAGACAGGGGGAUCCUUUAUCUCCCUACUUGUUUAUUCUUGUGGAAGAAUUAUUAUCCAGAUUGUUAAAGCAUAAUUUUGGUAAUGGGUGGAUUAUUUCAUUUUCUCACCCUCGGGGUGCUCCUCUUAUAUCACAUUUAUUGUAUGUUGAUGACAUUGUUGUGUUUGCUAAUGGUGGGAAGUCCUCGCUCUGUGCUAUCAGGGUUGCCUUUGCUCAGUAUGAAGAUUGGUUUAGUCAGGUGGUGAGUAAAGAGAAGUCUUCUAUUUUCUUUCCUAAACAUUUUACGAGUGCUAAAAAAAGGAGUGCCUUGAGAAUUACAUCUUUCUCAGAGGGCUCCUUUCCGGUGAAAUAUGGGGCACCGUUGGUUUCAGGAAGGCUGAAAGUAAUUCAUUUUGAUGGGCUAAUGCACUGGAUCCGGAGCCAGCUUGAAGGAUGGCAAAUGAAGUUCCUAUCGUGUGGUGCUCCCAUUUUGUUGUUGAGUCAUAUUGUGGUGUCGCUCUUUAUGAAGUUUGCUUGGAAGCUUCUAACUCAAAAUUCCAUUUGGGUUAAUUUCUUUAAGGCAAAAUAUGUCAAGUAUAGGCAAAUCUCUUUGAUUGAGGCUAGUAAGGGCUAUUUAUUCUGGAAGCAAAUAGUAGCGGUGCUACCUAAGGUGUUGAGUAAUGCCGUGUGGAAGGUAAGGGAUGGUCGUGUCUCUUUUUGGAGGGAUAACUGGUUAUCAUCAGGUGCUAUUAUAGACUCUUGUGAGAUCUCGGAUCUUCCUCUUCUCACAAUAAGGGAGUGUCGCAUUUAUAAUGGGUGGGAUGUGGAUCUUCUCAGAAGACUGGUUGGGGAAUCCAAACUUGAGGCAAUCUUGACAUCUUUCGGUGACCAUAAAGAUGGGGUAGAUAUCCUGAUUUGGAAGCCAAGUUUGGAUGGCAUUUUUUCCUUGAAGUUGGCUUGGGAAUGUAUUCGUGUUAGGGCCCCAAAAAUAGAAUGGGCUCGUUGGAUUUGGCAUUCUGGGAUACCAAAGAAGUAUUCAGUUAUGAUGGGAAAGGCUUUGAAUUUUUCCCUAGGUGUGGAUGCGCGUAUUAAAGAGUUGGGCAUCCCAGUGGUUUCUAAAUGUGAAUGUUGUGUACAGGGUUGUCUAGAAAAUCAGGAUCAUGUCCUGGCCACAGGUAGUUUUGUAGCGGAAAUUUGGCGCAGGGCAUCUUUGAGUUUGGGGAUGCCUUAUGACCCACCUAGGCCUUAG
Juglans regia (Persian walnut) is the source of this 1800-nucleotide messenger RNA. RefSeq lists its product as uncharacterized. The record is from RefSeq and is a predicted model, not a curated record. Lineage: Eukaryota; Viridiplantae; Streptophyta; Magnoliopsida; Fagales; Juglandaceae. The transcript is spliced from 3 exons. Bases 1 to 1800 code for a protein of 599 amino acids.